Messenger RNA from Rotaria sp. Silwood1, 1341 nucleotides. NCBI's taxonomy places the organism in Eukaryota, Metazoa, Rotifera, Eurotatoria, Philodinida, Philodinidae. The record is from the annotation of a GenBank genome assembly.
AUGGAGUUUUCAAUCAAACGUCGAUGGUUAAAACGCAACUGUAUACUCUUUUUUGGUAUUUUAUUUAUUUUUGAAUUUAUUUAUGUGACAUUUUUAAAAACAUUUAAUUCCGAUUCAUUUGAUAUUCAACUGUUUAGUCUAACAGUAUCGAAAAAUAAUAAUAAAAAAUUCUUUAAUCAUAUUCAACCAUUCUAUCAUCCAGUGUCUUGUCAAAAUUUAUUUGAAAGCGAUCCAAAUGAAUUAAAGCAUGCACUUGCUCUCUUAUCCGGUUCAAAAUAUUUACCUUUAAUUGCUGAUAAUAAAUAUAAUAUAACAUUUGAACAAUGUCAUAUCUAUCGUUCAGAACGUUUUAAUGAAUCAUUUCAUGGUGAAGAUACUUCAAUUAAUCAACAAUUUCCAUUAGCAUUUAAUAUUCUUAUGCAUGAAAAAGUUGAACAAUUUGAACGCCUUUUACGUAUAAUAUAUCGUCCACAAAAUUAUUAUUGUAUUCAUGUUGAUAGUGAUGCAUCAAUCAGUGUAUAUGAAGGUGUAAAAUCUAUUGUACAAUGUUUUAAUAAUGUUGUUCUAUCGAGUAAACGCGAAAAAGUUAUCUAUGCAACAUUUUCAAGAUUACAAGCUGAUCUAAAUUGCAUGCAAGAUUUAAUUAAAUAUCCAUCAUGGAAAUAUUUAUUAAAUGUUGCAAACACAGAAUUACCAUUAAAAACAAAUAGUGAAUUAGUUCAAAUAUUAUCUAUUUAUCGUGGAUAUAAUGAUAUUGAAGGACGAUGGAAAACAAGAGAUAUGAUACGAACUGAAUAUGUUUGGAAGAUAAGUAAUACGACAGGUGCUUCAUAUCUAUCUCAUUUAAGACCAAUAAAUGAAAAAAAGAAGCCACCACCAGGUAAUGUUGAAAUUGUGAAAGGAUCUGCAUAUGGUGCUUUUUCUCGUGCAUUUGUUGAAUUUAUACAAACAAAUCCAGUAGCAAAAGAACUAUUAGAUUGGUCGCGUGAUACAUUUAGUCCCGAUGAACAUUAUUGGGCAACAUUGAAUUAUAAUAUACAUUUGCAUGCUCCUGGAGGUUAUCAAGCAAAAAGUGAUCCAACAGAAUGGACAGCUCGUUUUGUUAUUUGGGAUAGACAUAAAUGUCAUGGACAUGUAGUACAUGGUAUUUGUAUAUUUAGUACGGUUGAUUUACCAGUUCUAUCUAAUCGACAUGAAUUAUUUGCAAAUAAAUUUCAUUUAAAUGUUGAUCCAAUUGUUUAUCAAUGUUUAGAAGAACUUCUAAUCAACAGAUCUAAAAUUAAUUUACCGUUAAAAAAUGUCGCAUUUUAUCGUCGAAUGCCAUUUUUAUUACCAUCUUAA